Molecule: messenger RNA, 4341 nt
Organism: Acanthosepion pharaonis
Lineage: Eukaryota; Metazoa; Mollusca; Cephalopoda; Sepiida; Sepiidae
Source: the annotation of a GenBank genome assembly
AUGAUAAUAUUUUUAUAUCAUAUUUGCUUCAAUUGUCUUAAUCUCUCUCUCACUCUCACUCUCUCUCAUUCACUCUCUCUCUCUCUAUCUUUCACUCUAUCUCACUCUCUCUCACUCACUCACUCACUCACUCACUCUCUCCACAUAUAUAUCAUUCAAUCUUUCACUAGAGUUCUUGAAGAAAAUCCAAAUGCAGAAUUAAAAGCGGAAGUGACGUCAGCGCUCGAGUUUCUUAAAAGACUUCCAAAACCUGAUCCCCCCAAAGUGCAAAAUAUUAGCGCGUCAGAGGUCAAAGUUAAAUGGAACCCGGUCAUCUCCAAAUCUGGCUUUCCAAUUACUUACAAAGUUUUCAAAGAUAAUCAAUGUAUGUUUGAAGGGAAAGACUGCGAUGAAUUCCUUAUUGACUCACUUCAACCAGCCCGGGAAUACGUCAUCCAAUUACAGGCAUGCGCAGAAGGGGACGACAGUCCUUUAAGUGAUACGGUGGCAGCUGUAACAGUUGAAGAAGUUCCUAGCCCUCCUCUCAACCUGCAGGUCUUGGGACGUACUGUUAAUUUAUUGAAAAUCAGCUGGGACCGGCCACAAUACUACAACGGAACAAUUAAAGUCUAUCACGUCCUGACAGAAAUUACAGACGAAACCGGAAGUUCACAGACGUUUGAAAGCACAGCGCCUGAGACAUCCGCCAUUAUUAGUGGGCUUACUGCUGGUACAACUUACAAAGUUCAGGUUUUGGCUGUUAACUCGAAGGGCAAAGGUCAUCCGGCUUCUAUUGAAGCGCGAACAUCAGAAGCAGGCAGCCACGUCCCGCCGAAACCAAACGUUACUGUGAUUGGUCGAAAUGAACUACACGUGACCUGGUCAACUCCAGCUGAACCACUCGGACGAAUUCACCAUUACGAACUGUCAAUGGACAGUAGUGUUGUCUAUUCUGGCAAUGACAUGCAUUUUCACAUUCACAGAUUGACACCUGACACUGAAUAUAAUUUUGUGGUUUCGGCUGUAACCAGUGAAGGCAGAUUUGACAGUAAAAUAGUGAAAAAAAGGACAGCAAAAGACGAAUACGAGGUAAACAGCGCUAAAGUUCUGACGACAGCGGAAAUUGCCAGAGCCGCCGAGGAGACCAAUGCUCAAACAUCUGUUUCCAGAAGAUGCAAAUCUGCCUGUAUUCCUCUUAAGUCUGGUAGACCCUCUUCAAAAGUGAAGAACAUCAGUAAAGAGAUACCAAGGCCUGGGAAGACGCCAACAGCGAAUAGCCAUUCCAUAAAACGCUCCAGUCUUCACUCCGCCAUACAACGAUUCGACUGUAACCAGAGAAAAAUGUCUGUCAAAUCUUCAAGCGCCACCUGCACUGCCAAUCGUACGAAUCACGACGCAAAAUCAAACAGAAAAUCUGUUCGCAUGUUCCCCAGUUACAUUAACAUCAGUCUAGGAAGCAGUAACCAGAAAGACGAUGUUAUGAACGUGGUACGUAAUGGACGUCUUGUUAGAACGAACACGUUUGUCUUAAGCCAAUCAAAUCGAUCCUCCGGUCGGCAACUGGAUAAAUCAGCCAAUGGUAUUGAAGCUGGAGUUUUAUGCGGCGCAGCUUCCACUCCCGUUCAAAACGACUAUAACUGUAGAAAAACUAUUGAUGUUACUAACACCAUGACAUCAAUAAACGAUUCGAGGUCCCCAAUGAUUCACUCAGCUUGUCGUAUGUGGAGUGUACCCUCGGCUUUUAGAAGUAAAUCCGCAGUAAGAAACCAAUCGAAAAAAUCGAGCACAGCGAUAAACUCUCGUUUUUCCAAUUAUUUCAUCCGUUCUUGUCACGAGAACCAAGCAAGGUCGGUGUUCAAUUCACACCGUUGGCUUGCGAUGGAAAGCCGGCCGUGUUUGGAACUAAGAGUUCCAGUUUCGACUCCAGAGACUGCUAACACUCUCAGUACUUCGUCUGGAAAGAGCUCUACUUAUUCGGAUUCUUCAUCGACAGACAAAAAACAAGUGUGCUUCGAAGAUAUCUCUAUGCAAGACGACCAAGAGACAGACAGCAAAAAUCCUAUCACCCAGGAAGGGAUCAACCAAGAAUCUCUCUUGCAAUGUCUACAGACACUGGAAAUAAAUGAUAAAAUUACAAAUGGCCAGGUUGGAACCACCAAAAGCGAUCAAGAUUCUCUCAGCGGCAUCCAAAUAUCUUCGGAAAAUACUGAACCUCAGAUUAUCGACCUUUCCGAAGCUUCUACGGAUUGUAAAGAAAAGAACAAAUCUGAGGAGUUUAUUCGGGUUUGUUCUGAAAUUUGUGAGCAUUCCUCUAAAACUGAAUGCGAUGAGGAUGCUAAUUCUUAUAAAAGUCACGUGUGUAAAGGCCUGGGUGAUUUAGAUAAAACUUUACCAGCGAGAUCGAGGAAACUAGAAAUAGAAUCCGGAUAUGAUAGAAACAGCCGUUUCUUGAGCAAGACUUCGAAUAUUUUGCCGUUUAAUGAAAAUAAUUUAAACAGCGAGAAAUUCUGGAAAAAGACGGACGCUUAUAACAAAAGAGUCAAACCAAGAACAGUGCGAAGUGCAAGAAUUCUGAAAUACAAUCGGUCGACAUCUGCUCCUCGCAGACCCGGUACGGUCAGCGUUUCGGAAUCGGGGCGUCAGAGACUAACAGGAGACAAAUCCACCUGCAGUGAGGCCAUCUUGAAGUCGGAAAGCAGCGCUAAGUCUUUAGGAAUACGUACUAUGUCUCUAACGCCGACACCAAAUAUAACUGGGCCAUGUCAUAAGAAUUCCUUGUUUUCUGAAGGCUUUGUACCCAGCCAGUUAAGGACACAGCCAUGUAACCUUAACUUGCGACAGCUUCAAAGAAUUCAUACGACACUGCUUGGAAUCCGAGGAGACAACGACAAAUUGGUCAUCGAGACAUUGCUCUACCAAAGAAAUCAAAACCAACAACGAAACAUGACACAAACAAAUGAUUUAAGAAAAUCUUCAAAGAGAUUAAUCCAGAGAAGUGCAACUAUGAGGGGCUCUAGUCAUUCUUAUAGAAAGGAAUUGAUCACUGGAACGUCGAAAAUUCCACUGUCUUCUGCUUGUAUUCGUUUAGUGUCCCUUUAUUGUUCACGUUGUCUGCAAGGAACUCCGAAUUUGGUGACGAGAGAGUUCCAUGCAAAGAGCAUUGUUUUCAGGUCGCCGGCAGGGACCCAAGUUUGGUGGGCACGUGUAACAACAACAUUGACCCCAACUUCUCAACAACAACAACCAAGAUGGUACAGCCUAUCUCAUCCUCCUGACACUGUAAGUCCACCGAGCAAACUGAAACGUUAUCUUGUCGACAACUGUGUACGCUUUGCAGAAUGGUAUGAGCGGUUUUUAGAAAGACGCUAUCCAAAAGUGUUUCAAGUAUACAAAAUAUUUAAAAUUGGAAUUCGGGACUUCAUCAUGGAUACAAAAAUGUAUUACCUCGUUACCACAAACCUUUGGACUGGAAAAAGCCUCAAUGAUUUUACCAGAAAAGAGCUUGAAGUCUACAAACAGUACCCCAGAGAUGUGUGGAAGGUCUCUCCAGUGUUGAUUAUAUCUGCACUCCCAUUUGCUAAUUACAUUGUCUUCCCAAUAGCGUACAUGUACCCAAAGUGGUUUUUGUCACCACAGUUCUGGACCAGUGAACAGAAAGAGGCUAUCUGGGGUGAACAACUUGCUAAACGUCUUGGUCACUGUCCAGUUGUCCUGCGCAACCUUCGUGCUCGACAUGCACACAUGGACGAUGACCAUCCUCUACAGGAAAAACUCAAGAAUAUGCUGAACAAGAUUCGACAUCUACAGAGUCUAACUGUAAAAGAAAUCCUUGCUCUGAAGCCGCUGUUUGAAGAUUACCCUUGUCAUCUGGAAAAAAUUUCAAUUGCAUAUGUCCGUCAACUAGCCAAAUGUAACGGUCUGCCUCUAAGACGUUCCAAAUUAAUUGAUGCUACAUUGAUUGUACACUACACAGAUCUUGCCUUGGGACGAGAGGGCAUAGAAAAUCUAAGUAACGAAGAACUUGCAAAGGCGUGCUACUCAAGAUCACUAAAUCCUGUCGGCAUCUCUCGCAAUGAACAAUUACAAUACCUUUGCCAGUGGGUAGAAGUCAGCAGAGCCAUUAAUGCGCACAUGUCAACAAUAACUGAUGUGCCUUUCUUUCCAUCUCCCUCACCUCUGCUCCUGCCAUCACAAAAGCCGCCAACUCUAUAUUCGUCACUUUCAGUGUUUUCUUACAAAAGCUCCACCAUCACUACCGAUACAUCGCCACGCCAACACCACUGUUGCCACCACACUUCUCCUACCUGUCUUAUUUUUACCUGCAACAAGCCUCUCUUCCUUUGCCUCUUCUAUCAUAUUUAG